CCAGUAGGACCAGUUUAACAAGCUUGUCAUGUCACAGAACUAAUCACUAAUUGAGCAGGUGUUACUGCUCUGCAGCCGUUUCAACCAGCAUGUCUGUGUCUGUGUCUGUGUCUGUGUCGCUCCCAUGCCUCGGUUGACAGUUGCCUACCCCAAAGGUCAAGGGGGUAGAGGACAGAGAGAAAGAGGCGGCUUGGCCUGUAAAUGGAUGGAGGAGGUAAAGGAGGACAGUGAGGGAGUGACUGCUGAGGGGAGCCGAAGACAUCAGAGUUCAUACCAAACAACAGCUGUUCGUCAGCAACAACAAAGAUUAUGGUCACAGAUUUUGAGGACACUGCGACCCUGGAAAGGCUGGUACAGUUUUCCUCUAGUAGGUGUAGUGUGGUCGGUCUGCCAGGUGGAUGCGCCGCUGCAUUCCUCUCUGUUAUUGGUGGAUGUGGGCUGGAGGCUCCUGUUAGUGUGUUUGCUGUGGAUGGUGAUGGGAGGUGGUGUCUAUGCCCUGAGGUACUGCCUGCGGCCAGGACACAACCAGGGGGAGCCUCCACUGAGGACACAACCUGAGGUUAUGACUGAAAAUAGGAAUAACCAAUAUUCAUGGAUGUCCCAGUCGAGGAACCUUGGCCACAACGUUUCUCUGGCCCUUGCCCUGGCCGAUGGCCUGCUGCUGUGUGUGCUUCAGGAACCCUUGCUAGACCCAAGUGUGCUGCACAUAAAGGCUCUCCUCUACAGGCUGGAAUCAGUGUCUCUCAUAGUUGGGAAGGCUGAUAUUUGGUCAGAGGUGACACUGAAGAAGGUGGAACAAGAAUCUAUACUAAUAGACAAAGUGAAUCUCAUACGCACCUACCUGCAGCAGAGGACGAGGUCACUGUGUAGACUCGUCCAGGUGCAAGGGGCUUUUGAAGCCAGUGUGAAGGAAAUGCUGGAAGGCCUACACGGCCUCUGGGCUCAGCUGGAAGAGCUGCACAUGGGGGUCACGCUCACCAAAGAGGGAAGCCGAGGCCACAGAGACCUGGCCUUGGCCCAGACAGACGCAGAGACUUUGUUUGCAGUGUUGGGUCAUUACAGGGACAGACUUCAGUGCUGUCAAAUUCAUCUGAAGGACAGCACACAACAACUGCAGGAGUUAACCUGGAGUCACACUCACAUAAGCAACAGGAUGAGCAGCAACAGUGAGUCCGUCUGGCCAGAACUGUUGCUUCAGUCCAACAUUGAACAGUUUGACAAGGUGCAGGAGAGUUUCCUCUCCCUGGAACAACAGACCUCUACUUUCCAGGCCCACCUGGAGGGCCUUGGAAAGGAGAAACAUGCAAACGUCUCUCCACAGACUUCCCUACAUCUCCACAGUGGAUGUACAAGUGAUGUGUCACUGGAGCAGUGUAACUCAACCUCUGCAUCCACGUCUGUCUCCUCAAUGGAUGCAGACACAGACACAGAAACAGACGCUCCUCUUUCACUGUGUGAGAGGUCGGCUUUGCAUUUGUCCUCCACUAUCGGACGCAUGCGUAAAUCUGGACAGAGGAAGUGACUUUGAUAAAAGUAUGUGAAUUGAAAGGUUUAAAUUAACAUGAUUAUAAUAUUUUCAAAUGUUGAUCAUUUGCUGGUUGCCCAAAACUUGGUUAUUUAUUGCUGUCUGUGAUUACAUUACUGUGUUUUACUACUCCGCUUUCUGUUUUUUUUAAAUUGCUUUUAUAUUUUGCUUAUAGUUUUCAUUAGAAAGACUGACUGUUUUUAACUUUUUUAAUUCAAAGAAUAUUUCUAACACAUGGGGGCACACUUUCACCACUUAUUACAAGCAGAAACAUCUCACAGCACCACUUCAACAUACAGUACUUAUACCUUAUAGUUAUCUCAGACCUCUGUCCGCAAUGACAGACCAUGGCCCCGACCUUUUUUUCCAAUCAACUUUAUAGGAAGAAAGUGUUGGAGAGGCCUCCCAAACAUGUGGCCCAUAAAUGUGUUUCUUCUGGAUCAGAACAGUCAGACAGAACUUGUUGAAUGAGAUGCAAGUCUUUGUACCAAAGUUUUACAUUAAAAGGUUUUUACAUUUAUCUAUGUUUGUAUGUCAGAAGUAUGUUUUUUUUAUGUGCAGGAGAAAUAGGUUACAAGUUAAGAAAUCCCAGACUUUUUUUCUAUUUUUAGUUCUGUCUCUCUCGAUCAGUGAGUGACCGCGUUGACUUGAGCCCUUCAAAGCAGGGAUUUCAGAUUGAUGUGGGGAGAAGUGGGCAGUGGAGGUCAACGCUGGAAGCUUUUCGGUUAUUACUAAAAACUGAGCAGCUCUCUAGACCUUUUUGAAAAAUAUGAGUGUCUUUGAUCCAAAUUCAAUUACCUUACAGCUUCAACACUGAUGGCAUGGAAUCAUCAUUUUCUCCACCAGAUUCCUGACUUUUCUGGCUGGAGCAACAGGAUUUCUGAUGAGAACCAAUAACUUCAUAGCUGCUGUUAAGAACUAACUGUAGGGAGUCUGUACAGUAUGCAUGACAUGGAUGUCAUUUAACCAUGGACUUGCCUGCCAUCUGCUUGAUUCCCUCACACUGGGGCAGUGAUUGGGAGAGGUGGGGCUGACCCAUGGGGGAUCUGGGAUAAAAGGAAUGUAAGCUGAAUGCUGCAGGAUCCGAGCUGUCACAACACCAAAGACACAAACAAAUCAUGUCUGGAUGGAUAGAGGGAUGUAAAGACAGUGGGAGGAGAGAUGUUGUGUAUUUGGUAAUUUGAAGUUAGUGACAGCCACAUGAAUAUGUAGUUACAUUUUCCAUGGAUCAGUCCUGAAAACACAGAACAUAACGCUCUUGGAUGCUUGCUUACAAUAACAAUGACCACAUUUGCUUUGAGGUCCAACAUACAAAAGACAACAACAGCAUUUUUUGAACUGAUUUAUUAAGUGCUUUGAUAAAUGACUACGAGGGGGGAGUUGAUUUUAUUAGAUGUGAAUA
Messenger RNA from Micropterus salmoides (largemouth bass), 2927 nucleotides. RefSeq lists its product as uncharacterized. NCBI's taxonomy places the organism in Eukaryota, Metazoa, Chordata, Actinopteri, Centrarchiformes, Centrarchidae. Bases 125 to 1522 code for a protein of 465 amino acids. The record is from RefSeq and is a predicted model, not a curated record. The transcript is spliced from 9 exons.